GCAAGGGAGGGAGGGAAAAGGAGCGAGAGGGAAAGGAGAGCAGAGGAGCUUAGAGAGGGGAUCUGCAUUGUAAGUAGCUCUGAGAGCAGCAAGUGGUGGCUGUUUUUCAACCUGUUUUUGUUUUUUGGAGGAGGCGGUGGACGAGAAGAAGGAGAAGGACCGGGCAGAGGAGCACAGAUUUGAAAAAGUCUGAGCUGAGUUUCAAAACGGAAAAAGAAACUGAGGGAGGAGAAGAGGGGGAAGAGAAGCCGGGAGGAACACAAGGCAGCAAUGGAUAGCAGAGUGGCUCAGCCUGACCCUGGGAUGGCAUGGAUUCACACACAGCUGCUGGCUGCCUUCCAGCACACACACUAGGCAGCUAACACCAAUGAGCUCCCAUGCUUUCGUUCAGCCAUGCUUCCUGGAUAUGGAUUCUCACCUUUUCCUGAUUUCCAACCCCACCUUCACGCUUUUCGCUGCCGAGGAGACAGUCCCAGCAUGUGGAUUCCUGGCUCAGGGGAGUCCCCGUCUUUGAACGAGGCCCAGGAGGACAGGCCUCUCCUCCACCCGUGCCACCACAAGCAUGUUGCUGUUUGCCAGCAGGAAACAUUGGCUUUUAUUGAGCUACAACCACCAGUGACUCCUAAACUAAACGGUCUUGGCUCUUCGAGGCAAACUGUUAUUCCAGAGGCCCAAUGCACAACACACUCCCUGCCCCUGAAUGGUUUCAAACACACACUAAACGAACUGAAUGAUAUGCAGAAUGGCUGCCACAGGACAGACAACGAGCAUGAAACGACACUGAAUUUAAACUCUCACACACCUGAGGGUGACUGCGAGCUUGAAUGCCAAAAUGGCAACAGGACUUCUUUGCAGGAGCAGACAGAGAAACCUCGUUCUGUCACAACACUGUGUCGUCCUCUCCACUCAGCUCUCAGCCUCCCUCUGCCAUUCCCUCUGUCCUCUCUAUACACAAACAGAGACUCUUGGGAAUCUCAGUUACCCUGCUCCCCAUCCUCACCUGAAGGUCCUGGGUGUCAGAGCCCAGACUUCUCCCAGCCGCAGAGGAGGACGUCACAGGGUUCACUGAAAGAGAAGUCUAUCCGGCGAAAGAUGCAGGUCUAUUCCCCAGACAGCCAGAGCGAUGAAUCUCUCAGCAGCCCGAUCCUGGAUGCAGACUACAUCUUCCCAGGACCUUUUGCAUCUUUCCUGGAGGAAGACCUCUGUGGAUUAUCUUCCCUGGAGGCCAUUUCAAGCCCUUCAUCCACAGACGGUGUUACAGAUCUCCCAAACCUCAGUCACGAUGAUAUUUUUGAUCUACCCACAGAACCACUGCAGAUAAUAGAGGACUCGCUGCCAGGGUUGGGGUUAGAGAGCGGGAGUGUAGGGAGGUCAAGUGCCACAGGAGGGAGCUUUUUGCCACGCGGCCGUCAGGCAGAUCAAGAACGGCGGCGGUUCUCAGCCUCAGAACUGAUAUCUAGACUGCAGCUGUCUCAGAGGAAGAACUCCUUCACCUUGAAGCUGGGGAAGUCGCUAUCUGCACGGGUAGCCUCCAGGGACAGACAGAGCACCAACAGCAUCAGUCUCAACACUGACUAUAAGUCCAGCACCAAGCAUCGCAGCUCAGGAGGCUCUAGUGACAGCGCUCCUCAGAGUCCUGUUGGACCUGCACCUGCUCUGCCCAGCAGUGACAAUGGCAUGCCUUUGCACCGUUGGAGCACAAAACUCGGAAUGCGAAAGAAGUCAAUAGAGGAGGACGUCAGCACACUUCCAACCGUUGCUGGUUCCAAUCGAUUAUCACGGUUUUUGCCCAGUUCGAUUCUGUACCAGGAAUACAGUGAUGUCGCCAUCAACAGAGAGAUCCAGAGGCAGCAAGGGAAGGAGCCAGGCACAGAGGAUGAUGGGCUCAGGGACGAAGGGUCAGACGGGACCCCGUCUCCUUCUAAUCUGUCUCCAUCCAGCUCCUUCCGCUCAUCACGAGGUUCUGCUUUUGCACUGUGGCAGGACAUCCCCGAUGUUCGAACCAGCGGCCAGCUCGACAACUUCAGCAAUGAGGAACGUAAAUUACAGGAGGCAAAGUUUGAGCUGGUGACAUCCGAGGCGUCGUACAUUCGUAGUCUGACGAUCGCGGUGGACCACUUCAUGUUGUCGCAGGAGCUCGCAGAGUGUCUUGGAGCUCAGGAUAAGCAGUGGCUCUUCUCCAAGCUGCCUGAAGUCAAAGGAGUCAGUGAGAGGUUUCUUGAGGACUUGGAGCACAGGCUGGAGGAGGACAUUCUGCGGUUUGAUGUGUGCGACAUCGUCCUGGACCACUGCCCAGCUCUGAGAAGGGUUUAUUUACCUUAUGUAACCAACCAGGCGUAUCAGGAGCAGACAUACCAGCGUUUACUGCACGAGAACCCUCGUUUCCCCGGCAUCCUGGCUCGUUUGGAGGAGGACCCCAUCUGCCAAAGACUUCCUCUGACCUCUUUUCUAAUCCUCCCGUUUCAGAGGAUCACACGGCUUAAAAUGCUGGUGGAGAACAUCUUAAAGAGGACGACACCGGGCUCCCGAGAUGAGGACACUGCCACAAAAGCUUUCAAUGAGCUAAAAAAGAUCAUCAAAGAAUGUAACUCCAGUGUGCAGUCGAUGAAGAGGAUGGAGGAACUUAUUCACCUCAAUAAGAAAAUCAAUUUUGAGGGAAAGAUCUUUCCUCUGAUCUCUCAGUCCCGCUGGCUGGUGAAACACGGUGAACUCCUGGAAGUGGACACUCAGAUGAUGAGUAUAUCUGGAUCAAAGCUCAAGUUUCCCACCAAGCCGGUGUACCUCCACCUGUUCAACGACUGUCUCCUGCUGUCCAGGAGGAAGGAUACGUGGAAGUUCAUGGUGUUUGUACACGCCAAGAUCGGAGAGCUAAAAGUGAAGGACCUCAGUCAGAAGCUGCAGGGCAUCUCAGGCUUCAUCUUCCACCUGCAGCUGUGUGAAGGCCAGCACCUCAAACACCAGAUCCUGCUUAAGUCACACACUGAGAGCGGGAAGCAGAGAUGGAUCACAGCAAUGUUUCCAUCUGAUCCCCUGGAAGACAUCGAGCAGGCCAGUGAGAAUGAUGAUAUAUCCCAGGUUCAGUGCAUCAAAAGCUAUCAGGCCCAAGAGCAUGAUGAGUUAACGCUGGAGAAGGCCGACAUUCUUCAUGCUAAGACCAUUACAAGUGAUGGCUGGGUGGAAGGCAUCCGACUGUCAGACGGGGAACGGGGCUGGUUCCCCAAAACCUACGUGGAGGAAAUCACAAGUCGCAGCGCUCGUCUCCGCAAUCUCCGAGAAAAUAUCCGCAUCAAAUGUGUCACGCAGAAAUUAGAGGGGGAAGACUAACUAUCUUUACUGCAACUAGUCAUGUGUGUCUGAGUUGCUAGGUUGCAUCUUUAAGCUUCUGGGUCAUUGUUUUCAUUUUAGAUAUGUGUGGGAUCUACAUGUAGUACGCAGGUGCUAAAUCAACAACGUUUUUCACUGUGUAUCAGCAUUUUCCUUUAGCAUGCUAGCUGCGAAAAGCUUUUAGUUAAAAAGGUUUUUAUACAAUAAGAGUCUGUUGACAUUUUUAACAGUUUUGCCACACUGAAGUUUCUAAAGGAGCAAUCACUUUAUGCAUGCCUUCUGUGAAUGCAUCUUAUUACCAUUUUUAAGUCUGAGAAACACAUGCACAUUUAUCAGCACAGGCAGUAAAUGUUCUCAUAUCCAAAGGUAAAUGUUUACACUCCUUGGCUCAUGUUAGAGAAGCCUGUCACUGCAUUUUUCCUCUGCUGUAUUCAGUCAGCUGAGCUCUGUGAGGGGCAGGAGAUUCACUCAUGUAAUGUCACAACAUCAAAAUGUCGCUCGAGGCAGCUUCUUCGUCUGAGCUGCAUCAGGACACGUCAGAGGCCUUUAAUCUUUCAUCUUUGUUCUCACUGAGUGCUGCUUUCAUUUCAGAAGGCAGAUAAGAAGCUGUCCUGCUGUGUAGUCAGUGUAUUCGACAACAGUGUACACUGGUUAUGAGAAGAAAUGCCUGGUGUGGUUUUGUGUUUUAUAGUCCAUCCAAUAUUUGAUACACUGCAGUGCAUCAUUUCCAUCCAUGUGUCAAAAGAUGUGGAUUGUUAACACAUCCUUGCCUCCUUGUUAAAGAGGACAACACCCUCACUGUAUGCACUGUAUAUAGUCUGUACUGUAGUAACAAUUUGGACUGCAUGAACUCUGAUAGUUGUCCAAACAAGGCAACUGCAGAAUGACGGUUUAAUUUUUUUUUUCUUUAAAGAUGGUUUCACUAUUCUACUGUAACAUAAAUGAAGGACAAGGUCAUAGUACACAAAUACUUUUUUUCUGUUUGUUACCUAAUCUGUUUAAAAGAUUAGGCUGUCUAUAGUCUAUGUUUUUAUUAGAAAGCCCACAAAUAGCCCCACUGUUCAGAAAUAUUAAAGGGGACCUAUUACACUUAGUUUACAGUUCACACUUUCUACUAGAACAUCUUAACAUGCUUUGAUAAUCAAAAGACACUUUUUUUCUUCGCACUUCUAUUGUUGUAUUCACCCUCAGUCAGAUGCUCAGUUUAACGACUAUCUCUUUAAGCAACUCUCCUGAAAAAGCUCAGUCUGCUCUGAUUGGUGAGCAUUUCAGGGUCUUGCAUAUGCAUGCAAAAAAUCUUUCUUAAAGGGUUCAGGGAUCUUAAACCUUUGAACCCUGAGCUAAAUGUUGGGGUUUCUUUCAAAAACAUGGGCGAAAAAAGCAAUGAGCUACUUGGUAAGAAAUGUCCCACAAAAUGCAAAAAAAACAUUAAUAGAUUCAGAAAAUUAUUUUUAAAAAUGAGGUAAAAGAACAAGGCUAGGGAAAACUAUAUUUAUAAUUAUUGUCACAGUUUUAAAU
This is a messenger RNA of Epinephelus lanceolatus (giant grouper), 4842 nucleotides long. The record is from RefSeq and is a predicted model, not a curated record. NCBI's taxonomy places the organism in Eukaryota, Metazoa, Chordata, Actinopteri, Perciformes, Serranidae.